AUCAGCGGAGCGCGUUUUGCGACAGCCGCUCGUUUGACGGCAGUAGUGUUUUUGUUUUUAUCUGUUUUUUCCGAUACUCGCUCCGGUAGGAGACCACGGGACCGAGGCAGGAACCAGCUCAGGACGGGAGACUACUGGGUCCGUUCCUCUCGGUGCAGCUGAGAGGAAAAGGAGGUGGAAUCUGAACAGUGUCUGGUUUCUGGCUCUAAAGUUAUCAGCCAUGCUGGCAGAGUCACCAAGCACCCGGCGGUCGGCUCCAGAACUCAGCAUGGUUUAAAACGCAGUGAGAAGCUCUGGCACUGCUACACUCCUCAACAUCUGGAGCCCAGUGUUCAAGAACAGCUGCAUCACUCGCCCACUUCAUGAGCCAGCAGGAUGCAGCCGAGGUCCUCGCACUCUCCGAGCGCCUCCUCAUAGCUGCACACAAGGGACAGGUCGAAUGUGUGGUCCAACUUAUCAACAAAGGUGCAAAGGUAGCCGUCACCAAGUAUGGCAGGACCCCCCUGCACUUGGCCGCCUACAAAGGCCACUUGGAGGUCAUACGGGUGCUGCUGAAAGCUGGCUGCAACCUGGACGUCCAGGAUGAUUGUGUGUGUGUGUGUGUGUGUGUGUGUGUGUGUGUGUGUGUGUGUGUGUUUCUGCAGGGGGAACAGACAGCGUUGCACCGAGCUGCCAUGGUGGGACACACUGAUGUCAUCACUGCUCUCAUCCAGGAAGGAUGUGCUCUGGACAGGCAGGAUAAGGACGGGAACACGGCGCUCCAUGAGGUGUCCUGGCACGGUUUCAGUCAGAGUGUUAAGCUCCUGGUGAAGGCUGGAGCCAGCGUGCACGCCAGAAACAAGGCGGGAAACACGGCCCUCCACCUUGCAUGUCAGAACGGUCACGCUCAGAGCUCCAAGGUGCUCCUCCUGGGGGGUUCCCGACCCGACAGCAAGAACCAUACAGGAGACACGUGCCUGCAUGUGGCCGCCCGGUACAACCACGUAGCCGUGAUCCGGGUCCUGCUCGGGGCUUUCUGCUCCGUCUCGGAGAAGAACCUGGUCGGAGACACUCCUCUCCACGUGGCUGCUGCUCUGAACCAUAAGAAGACUGUCCGUCUGCUGCUGGAGGCCGGAGCAGACACGCUGAUCUGCAACAAUUUGCAUCAGACAGCUUUGGACCAGGCCAGAGAUCACAACAACCCGGAGGUGGCUCUUCUCCUCACCAAAGCUCCACAGGUGCAGAUGUUCAUACGGGGCAGGAACCUGAGGAAGAGGAGAGAUAAGCUGAAGGCAGAAGGUAGAGCUCAGUCGGUGCCCAGAAACGACCUCCUGUUGUGCAAGGACAGCGUUUCUGCAGCCGACGACUCCCAGAGCAGCGACAGAGCUGCUGACAGACACACUGGGCCAGUGGAGUCCAGCUCCAGGAGAACCAGGAGCAGGUGGCGGAGGCAAAAGCCAUCUUUGUCUGACCCGCUUCGCCACAAAGAGACCCGGCACAGUGAGACCGUUCACAAACGGAAAGGUAAAGCCCAGAGAGCGUUCCCAUAUGGAUCCAUCCCACCUCACAACUACAAGGCUUACCAGCUCUACACGCUGUACCGAGGAGAGGACGGGAGGAUCAUGCAGGCUCCUCUGAGCGGCUGCCGCUGUGACCCGCUCAUCAGUAAACUCAAGAACCAGCUGGAGGCCACCAAGGAGGAGAUGAAGACUGAGCUCCUCACUGUGCAGAACCUGAUGAAUAACAAGAUGGGCCAGCUAGACCGCAAGAACAAAUACCAGGUCCAAGCUCUUGAUAAGAUUACCCUGGAGAGAGUGUCAGCAGAGAGGAGUGAGUGUCUUCAGAGGAUGGAGCAGUGGGCAGUACAGGAGCGCCUGGAAACAGAGAGGAGACAGGUGUCUCUAGUCAAAGAGCUGAAGAGCUGGUGUCUGUCCAAACUGCAAGAUAUGGAGGUCCACCAUGCAGGAGGUCUUGAACCUGAGCUGCAGACUUCUUCCUCUGUAGCUGAGUGUUCGAGUAAAGCUGAUGGAGCCACCCACUCCGUGCUACCUGGCAAGAGUGGUAGAGCUUCUCCAGAGGUCCACAGUAACCCAGAGGUCCUCUGCCAGGAGGAAUUCAACAUGAAAGAGAGCAGAACAACCAACCACUACUUUGUGGUUCAUGUGGAGAACUCUUCAGUCCAAACAGAUGGAGAUAAGACCCAAAACAUCACAUCGCCAGCAGCAAGGAGCCCCAUGUCAUCGGCCCGGGUGGUCCGGCCAAAGCAGCGCUCUGUGGUCUCUGCAGACCCCCAGAAGAACCAGACCAAGGUGGACACGGUCGGGAUGGAGGCUGAACAGAAAGCACCAAGUCCAUCUCUGGUCACAGAACAUCAAAGCAGAGACUGGAGACGAGGUCGUGAGAGAGCCAAGCCCUGUAAGAAAAGAUCCCAGGUCCGAUCUAGGACCAGAGAGCAACCAGGACUCAGGACUCUCCAUGUGUUUGGAGAUGAGACUAGUGGGCAGUCCUUUGCUCAGGAGAGGGACAGCAUGCACGCCAUGGAGGUGACCCAGUACUUCUUUGAGACGGUGUCGACCCAGAUGGAGCGCUGGUAUGAGCGGAAGGUGCAGGAGGCGCGCUGGCAGGCUGACCAGAGGGCCCGGGCUGAUAAAGAAGUUCUGAUCCAGAAGAUCGCCUGUUUGGAGGACGAGUUGCACACGCUGAGGACUCACCAGCACCACUCCUAACACACACCUCUAAACCAAUGGCCAGCAUGGAUGUGUGUGUGUUUGGACCUCCAGCCAUCAUCAGGAGGUCUAGUCAGACUUCAGUGUGUCUUUACCUGAUCACACCUGAACUCUUUACCACCUGGCACCACCUCUGUGGCUGAGUCUCGCUGUGGUUCUGGUUCUGUCUGCUGAUUGGGUCCAUUUUCACAGACUUGUCUCCGUUUGUGUCCUGAUGACUUCACGUCCCAGUGAGACCUAGCAACGUCUCCUACGAGACACAUCCUCCCGAUGGGUCUGGCCCUGAGGUCAGACUGGCCUCUACUCCCAUCCCAGAAUGCACCGGGGCGCUCCCCAUCCAUCCUGUGGCUGAAUGGUUUUAUGCUGGUGAAACGUUUUCAGUACAACAGAUGAUUUUUUUACCAGUACACGAAGCUUGUUCUGGUUUAGCUACCUUGUCUUAGAAAAGCUAAUCUUUCUUUACAUUUUGAUGUAAGACGUUUAAAUAUUUAUGUUUUCCUUUUCCAAUAAACUGCAGUGGGUGGA
Molecule: messenger RNA, 3230 nt
Organism: Nothobranchius furzeri (turquoise killifish)
Lineage: Eukaryota; Metazoa; Chordata; Actinopteri; Cyprinodontiformes; Nothobranchiidae
Source: RefSeq, a predicted model, not a curated record